CCAAAAAAUGCAAGCUCUCAUUUCUCACUCUCUCUCUUCUCAACCUCCUCUCCUCUUCUCCACUUCUCUUCCUCUACGCUUCAACCCCUCUCCGCCUAGGUUUCCGACCUCUCGCUUCUCCACUUCAGCUCCGGUACGACGCCGUUCGAUUCGACCGGUAAUCGCUUGCAUUAGCGAAGGCGGUGGCGGAACCGGCGACGUUUCGGAGGCUGGAGAAGCUGCGGAGGUUAAAGGAGAGUUGGAGAGUGGGAGUAUAUGGAAGCAGAUGAAGGAGAUUGUCAUGUUUACGGGGCCGGCUACCGGGAUCUGGAUCAGCGGCCCGCUUAUGAGCCUUAUCGACACUGUCGUCGUCGGUCAGGGAAGCUCCGUUGAGCUUGCUGCUUUAGGUCCUGGAACUGUAAUGUGUGAUAAUAUGAGCUACGUGUUCAUGUUUCUUUCGAUCGCAACUUCUAAUAUGGUCGCUACUUCACUUGCAAAAGGGGAUAAAGAUGAAGUGCAACAUCAUAUAUCCACCUUGCUCUUUGUUGCAUUGACCUGUGGCUUCUUAAUGCUAUUAUUUACAAGAUUUUUCGGCUCAUGGGCACUCACUGCUUUUACUGGAGCAAAGAACAUGCAGAUUAUUCCAGCAGCAAAUACAUACGUUCAGAUACGGAGUUUAGCAUGGCCUGCGGUUCUUGUUGGUUGGGUUACCCAGAGUGCAAGUCUUGGCAUGAAAGAUUCAUGGGGUCCUUUGAAGGCGUUAGCUGUAGCCAGUGCUAUUAAUGGCCUAGGUGAUAUACUGCUGUGCAGCGUUUUAGGCUAUGGUAUUGCCGGCGCAGCAUGGGCGACAAUGCUGUCACAGAUUGUUGCAGGAUACAUGAUGAUUGAAUCUCUGAACCAGAAAGGAUACAACUCUUAUGCUAUUUCUGUUCCCUCACCCAAAGAGCUUCUAACAUUAAUUGGGCUUGCUGCUCCAGUGUUGGUGACAAUGAUGUCUAAGGUUGCUUUCUACUCUCUCAUUGUAUAUUUUGCAACGUCUAUGGGCACAAAUACAAUGGCUGCUCAUCAGGUCAUGAUUCAAACAUUCUUCAUCUGUACGGUGUGGGGUGAACCUCUCUCUCAAACUGCACAGUCAUUUAUGCCUGAGUUGAUAUAUGGAGUAAAUCGUAGUUUGCCCAAGGCUCGAAUGCUGCUCAAGUCACUUGUAAUCAUUGGAGGAAUCCUUGGUUUAGCUUUAGGAAUUAUUGGGACAUCUAUUCCAUGGUUGUUUCCUAACAUGUAUACACCUGAUCAGAAGAUCAUAAAGGAGAUGCAUAAACUACUAGUGCCAUUUUUUCUUGCAUUGGCUGUGACACCCGCCAUUCUCAGCUUUGAGGGAACAUUGCUGGCUGGACGAGAUCUUAGAUUCAUUAGUCUAUCAAUGAGUAGCUGCUUCUCUUUAGGUGCACUUCUACUGCUGCUUGUGAGUAGCAGAGGAUGUGGUUUAGUAGGCUGCUGGUGGGCACUUGUAGCAUUUCAAUGGGCUCGGCUUUUCCUCUCUUUACGACGCCUUAUAUCACCUGACGGCAUACUCUACUCUGAAGAUACGAGCCAUUAUAAACUGGAAGAACUCAGAGCAGUAUAGUAUAGGAAUCACACGAGUGAUAAGUCAUGAUAAUUGGUAGCAUCUUGGUGAGGGUCACCCUUCCCUUUAUACAAAGUAUCAAAAAGAUGAAGUCGGCACUAGUCCUAUAUUUGCAAGAAGGCGGAGAGGACGACCAAAUGUGGAGUCAAGAUCCAUUGAGCACAUGGAGACAACAGAUAGUGUCGAGAAAUUAAUCUCAAGUUGCUGCUGGUUCUCUUUCGAUCAGUUGUUGUAAUUGUUCUGUAUCUUAGAAAGCUCAGUCCUAUAGUCCAAGCAAUUCAAGGCUCCUAUUCAAAUUCUUCUAUGAAACUAUUUCCCCUUUGUUCCAUUUAACACAUGUGUUCGAGUGGUUACUGGUUAGUAAUCUCGUAUUCACAUUAGCCAAACACUUUUCCUACUCUUUUGAUGCUUAUUUCUACUAUCUGGUGUCACCGAAAGUAUGGAAUGAUGAAGCAAAGCUGGAUGCGGAAUUGGUCCUAUCGCAAUAGGGUG
Messenger RNA from Fragaria vesca subsp. vesca, 2095 nucleotides. RefSeq names its product MATE efflux family protein 4, chloroplastic-like. The record is from RefSeq and is a predicted model, not a curated record. Lineage: Eukaryota; Viridiplantae; Streptophyta; Magnoliopsida; Rosales; Rosaceae. Gene Ontology annotation, cellular component: membrane. Gene Ontology annotation, biological process: transmembrane transport. Bases 8 to 1603 code for a protein of 531 amino acids. Gene Ontology annotation, molecular function: xenobiotic transmembrane transporter activity; antiporter activity. The transcript has 14 exons.